This is a messenger RNA of Heteronotia binoei (common prickly gecko), 1776 nucleotides long. It is a transcript of the gene FAXDC2, whose product is annotated as fatty acid hydroxylase domain containing 2. The record is from RefSeq and is a predicted model, not a curated record. Gene Ontology annotation, molecular function: C-4 methylsterol oxidase activity; iron ion binding. Gene Ontology annotation, biological process: sterol biosynthetic process. The transcript is spliced from 11 exons. NCBI's taxonomy places the organism in Eukaryota, Metazoa, Chordata, Lepidosauria, Squamata, Gekkonidae. The coding region runs from base 376 to 1584 and encodes 402 amino acids.
GGUGAAACUAAUAAAUUAUUUGAGAAACAGAUUAGUUAUGAAAUCUGAAAUGUAAAAUGUUGAACAGAAAUGUAGCCCAACAGAAGUAAUGUUUAUUGUAUCUUAUAGAUAGUGAUCCAAAAACGUUCAAAUGUAAUGAAGGAGGUGCUGGGGAGAAAUAUUUCUUAUAUCUUUUGUUUUUUCUUUAAUAUACCUUCAGUGCCUUUGGGACUGCCUUUCCUGGUAUACUCCCGGGAGAGCCUUGUGCCCCAGAAACUAACAUCUGCUGGUGGUCCCCAGCUCAGGAGACAUCUAGCUGUCCUUGACCAGGGCUAGGGCCUUUUCUACCCUGGCCCCAACCUGGUGGAACUCCGCCAAACUCCAUCUGGACCCUGCAUGGCCUCCUCUGAAAUGCUCUCGCUGAAAGCUAAAGGAAGAACAACAGGAGAGUCAAAAGGUAGGAGCUGUACUUUGGCUUGCCCUUCCUUGCUGGGGACACAGAAAACGCACCAGGAGUUUGUAUCAGGCAAGCAAAGACUGUACAGCAGUUUUUACUUCACCUUGCAAGACUACCAGAAAAAAUCUGUACUAGCUAAGGAUAUGAUCAUGAAGACCAAGGAAGAUGCUGAAUGCUCUGCACCCAGCAAGCAACAGAAACAGUUCAAGAUCCGCAAGGAGUGGAGCAUUAAAUUCUGGGAAGCCAAGAAGACAGUCACCUUAAUUAUGGUUCUUGGCCUACUCCUGUUUGUUGCUUUCAACACUUUCACUUGGUAUCUGCAAAAGUUCUUGGGAGCCUCGGGUACCUUCUGGCAGACCCAGUGGGAGAAUCUGUACCACAGAGUAGGGGGAAAUGAAUGGGUGAUUUUCAUCUUAGCCACAAUCGUAGUCCCUGGGAUUUUUUUCUGGAGCUUCAAUGCAAUCUUUAUGGUGGCAGAUAUAACUGGGAAGCCAACUUUCAUCACACAAUACCGUAUUCAGUUGGGGAAGAAUGACCCUGUUGACAGAGCAAAACUACGCAAGACUGUCCUUAUAGGACUGCUCAAUCAAAUUUUCAUCUUUGUUCCACUGAUGAUGCUGUCAUUGCCCGUCUUGAAACAGAGAGGUGAUCCUUUCAGUUUGUCAUUGCCCACCUUCCACUGGUUUCUUCUUGAGCUGGCUGUCUAUACACUACUGGAGGAAAUGCUGUUUUUUUACACUCAUUGGUUUCUCCACCACCCUUUCUUCUAUAAACACGUGCACAAACAACAUCAUGAAUGGACUGCUCCUGUGAGUGUUACCAGUACGUAUGUUCAUCCAUUAGAGAAUGUGAUUUCAGUUAUGAUACCUUUGCUGACUGGCCCUGUUCUCCUUGGAUCUCAUGUUGUUUCAAUCAUGGCAUGGCUGGUUCUUACAAUUCUGUUUGGUUCAGUUUCACACUGUGGCUACAAUUUACCAUUACUGCCCUCAUCAGAAUUCCAUGACUACCAUCAUCUCAAAUUCAAUGAGUGUUAUGGAGUUUUGGGCUGGUUUGACUAUCUGCAUGGAACAGACAAAAUGUUUAGGCAAUCAAGGGCCAAUAAGAAUGCCUCAGAAAACAUCCCUGAAUUGCCAAAAAAAUCUGAAUGACCUUCUUCAAGUACAGUCUACUUCCUCUAUUCUGAUAAUCACAGGAAUCAGGGAAGAUGAUUAUGUCAAGUGAUUUCCCAGCAAGAAGCCUGAAGAUACCAAUGUAAUAUGUUCUGAGUUUCCAUUAUCAGAAGACUGUUGUUUGCAGUGACUUUUGUAUCAAUGCAAUAAAAGUACUUAUCAGAAGACAGA